AUGGAACCCAUCAUUAGCCUCCGAUUUUGUGUUUGUUUAGUUCGGGAGCGUGGGCGAGUGCAUUUGGGAUUUCCUCACGCGCGGAUUAGGGGUGCAUGCUUUCCUUCCAAUUGGAAAGUACCAUUCGGCAUUAUUCAUGGCCUAGACCAAUGCGUCGUCGUUGGUGAAAACCUCCACUUUUUCUUUGUGGAGUUGAAUCAUGACACAUGUCAGGACUUAUUAGUAUCACCAGCACAAAUUCGAUCCGUCGGUGAUAAAACAAACGAGUGA
Messenger RNA from Sphenostylis stenocarpa, 270 nucleotides. NCBI's taxonomy places the organism in Eukaryota, Viridiplantae, Streptophyta, Magnoliopsida, Fabales, Fabaceae. The record is from the annotation of a GenBank genome assembly.